CGAGAUUUAAGCUCUGUUUUACAAACACACAAACAAUCAAAUCUCAUUUUAUAGAAACCCUAGUUUCUUUCCAAGGAGAUUAGUUUCCUUGACACACACGUCUUCUUUCUUUUCCUUCCAGAAAGCUAUUUAUUUGUCCUUCUUCCCUUUGAUUCAUAUUUCUUGAGGUUAUGGCAACGACGUCAAGCACGACAAAAGCAAAGGUGGACAACAAUAACCUAACCAAAACAAAAUCUAUCGGUCGAAAACCAAAGCAACCAUCUUCUGUGUCAUCAGAAGAUGGAUCUGAUCAUAAACCGGAGAAGCCUUUGCCAAACUAUUUGAAACCAACGAUCAGUUCAAGACCUGACCCAGUCAAGUUCUUGAAGAAGGAUGAGCAGGAUAACCAGAAGCUUCUCCGUAGAAGAUCUUUUGAUCGACCACCAUCUUCGUUGACUUCUGCUUCUACUCCUUCUCCACGUGUCCAAAAAACCCUCAACGUAUCUCCUUCUCUGCCACGAGACAAACCCGCGGUUCCUAGAGAGAAGCCUGCCACAGCUCUGCGUUCUUCUUCUUUCCAUGGAAGCAGAAGUGUUCCCAGAGGAAGCGCUCCUGUGAAAUCGCCUCAUGUUGCUCCAAAGAAGAGCGGGUUGAGCAGUAGUAGCAGCACUUCUUUGAAGAGCAAAAAGAAAGUUCCUGAACAUGUUGCUGAAAAGAAUGCACCUGAGAAAGAGAUUUCCUUGGAUACUGCUUCUUUGUCAUCUGCUCAGGAAGAUGAAGAGGAGGUUGUGAAGGUUGAGAGGGAUGUACAAGUUGCUGAGGAUAUAGAAGAACCCAAAGAAGAAAAGGAAAAGGAAAAUGAAGAGGUGGGUGUAGAGGUUGUGCAUGCUGAUGUUUCUGGUGAAGAGAAUGAGAGUGGUGGAUCAACAUUGGUUGCUCCUGUUGAGGAAGACAUUGUUGUUGCCAAAGAAGAGGAAGAAGAAAGAAUAUUGAUCAAUGAACAUAACUCAGAAGAGAAAGUAGAGGAAGAGAAGGAACAAGAGAACAAGGUUGAACUCACUGAAGAGGUUACACCAAAGAUUGAUGAAGAUGAGACUUUGGAGAAGGUCGAUGCUGACAUGAAUACAAAAGAAGUUGAGAAGGUCGAAGAAGUUGAAAGUGUGGAAGAAAAAGAAGAAGUGAAAGAAGAAAAGGAAGUGAACAUUGAGGAGAAGGAAAAGGAUAAAGCUAAGGAAGAAGAAGUGAAAGAAGAAAAGGAAGUGAAGAUGGAGGAGAAGGAGAAGGAUAAAGUUAAAGAAGAAGAAUCAGGAGAAGGAAAGAAGAAGGAAGUAGUGAAAGGUAAGAAGGAAUCUCCAUCAGCAUACAACGAUGUAAUCGCAAGUAAGAUGCAAGAGAACCCAAGGAAGAACAAAGUUUUGGCUCUUGCUGGAGCUUUUCAAACCGUUAUUGAUUAUGAAACUGCCGCAUCUAAGUGAUAUAUAUCACAAAGAGACACAACAACAACAACAACAACAACAAUCAACAAUGUCAUCUCUUUAGCUUUGAAUUGUAUUUCAUUUUAUUUUAUUUCUGUCUAAUUAUCAUUUGCCAUUGUUAUAAUUUUUGUGUCGUGGAAUGUAUGCUUUUCGAGUGAACUAAGUUAUACACGAACCUAAUCAUAUGUUUGAAUGUAUU
Molecule: messenger RNA, 1653 nt
Organism: Eruca vesicaria subsp. sativa (arugula)
Lineage: Eukaryota; Viridiplantae; Streptophyta; Magnoliopsida; Brassicales; Brassicaceae
Source: the annotation of a GenBank genome assembly